AUGGAAACAAAGGAGAGGAAAAUAUUGUGCUUCCAACAUUGUGAAAGAACAAAUAUUUUAUGCUUUGACUUGCCAGAAGUGUGUAAUAUUUGUGGGGAAAACAUUGAGGACACUGGCUUAAGAAUCCCACCGUAUAGAAUAAAGUCUCCAUUUUCAACCGCAGCAGACAAUGGGUGUAGUAUAGUAAUAAAGCCAACCGUUGGUACAUUCUUAAAUGACUACACAAAAUCAGCGAAUUUACAUAUUGGAAUCACAACUUCUACUGGUGCUGUGUAUGAUUUUGAUGAAAAUGGCUUGAA
Owenia fusiformis is the source of this 299-nucleotide messenger RNA. The record is from the annotation of a GenBank genome assembly. NCBI's taxonomy places the organism in Eukaryota, Metazoa, Annelida, Polychaeta, Sabellida, Oweniidae.